GUUCAGAAUUCCAGAUAUUCUGUUUUCAUGCUACACACCAUGCACAGAAAAUCGGAAUUCUGCAGCAACACGCCUGAGACUUCCUAUCUACUAUACUUUAACGUACUCAUUUACGUUCAGAUAGAUCAAGUCAUAUUGACUCGGUAACUUACCGAUUAGGUUGCACAUGCAACACCUGCAGGUGAUGCAAAUGCGGAUACCUUACCCAAUGAGUUGAUUUCUAAUAAGGAUUCGGAUUUGAAUACCUGGUGAUGACCCCAGAUUUGAAUGAUGGAAACAACCACAAAUCGUAAAAUCUAAUCAAUCUUUCCAUAUUGAUCCAUUUGUGAAUUAUCGUGCACAAAUAAAAUGAUGCAUGGAUGGAACCUACCUUUGCAACAUUUUUAGAUUUUAAAAAAUUUAUCUGCCCAAUGAUUCCACAGCGACUUGUCAAAAAUAGCCUUCCAUUCUUAGUAAACCAAUACUAUACAUAUACAUAUACAUAUACCUAAAUACAGUUCCUGAAGGUACUAAUGACUGUUCAAAUUUUUCGCACAGAUAGGUGACAGGUAUGCCGUCACUGUAAAGCUGCUAUUAACCAUAUGGCGGUGGUCAAAUACUUGUUGGAUCCACACGAUGAAUAGUUGCAGGUUUUGCAUGACUUCGGUGACUCAUUGUCAGUAAUGGUAAUACAUUGAGUAGAUAAAAGAUGUGAAUGCUGAUUCUAUUGACCCUACAAUGUGUUUCAAACUGUGAAGUACUGCUUGAUACAUUAGGAAGUAUUCAAGAAUGAAUUUAGUAGAAAGAAAAUUCAUAAAUGAAAAUAAUUUGCUUUUACGCUAUUGCGAAUAAAAAAUAUUGCGAUUGAUUUUUCAAACAACGAAUGGUACUAAUUAUUGAGAGGAACAUCAGCAAUGCUCGGUAUAUUUGUCAAUGGUGUUUCCAUGGUAACACUAGUGAAAACAGAAGACGCUCAGUCACAAAGUGCAAGUAGAACUACUGAGGCACUCUGCAUUAGGAUUGUAGUUUUUAAAUACUUUAGAUUUCAAAAAUUUAUUCAUUGACAUCUUGAUGUCUCACAUUUAAUAACAGUAUAAUGCCUCUGCCCGAGCAGAUGUAUUGUACGCAACAAAUAAACGUUCCGCCAAUGCUUCCGUCAAUCUUGAAACAAUUUUGCAAAGCCGCUAUCCGUACACAGCCUUACGAUCUAUUGAAAUGGUCAAGCACUUACUUUAGAGCUUUGGCUGAUGGUGAAGAGUUGCCGAUUAAGCUAAGGCUAGAAUAUCCACCACCAAGUACUGAAUCUGGGCUAACUAUUGGAUUCUUGAAAGUUCUGCUUCGCCAGUUCGGAGAUUAUAACAAGUAUUUAUCUAUCGACACUAUUCUACGGCGCUGGGAUGGUUUAUGCUUGGAUCGCAAUGACUUGGACUUGAUCAUUCAAAUGGGUGAAUUUUGUAAUAAAUGCCAGGUGAAAAAGUUUUUGAGUAUUGGCGUCGCUCUGCUGACAAAUAGCCUACACGAAACUAUGGUCAUGGUUUGUGAACUAUUCACGCAUGAGCCUGAAGGAGGAUCAGCAAUGAUACCUCUCAAAUUAUUUCUGGAAAUUUAUGAAUAUCUAGCAGGUUUACAAUGUGAUGGUACUGAAGGAGACACAAUGGAUGUAUAUUUAUCGAAUACAAACGAAGAGGAUAUAGAUAAAAUCUCGGUGAAACCUAUUGAAAAGGAUAAGGAAGAUGAUUCUCGAAAAAGUGUAGAUGGACAAGUUGAUUUGGAUAAAUUUAAAAGAGGGUCACAUUCAGAAUGGAAGGAGAAAAAACAGGAAAUAUCUCACAAACAUCCAAAAGUACCAGGUAUUGGGCCCCGUUUGCUACCAGCGCAAUUAUCAAAUGUUGUGGUGUGGUUGACAGAAUGUUCCGAACUUCAGGAAGGUAUGGUAGGUCCACGAAAUCUUCGUCAUUUCAGUUGUCCUUCAUUGGAUGAACCUGAAAUAGAAACAAACGAAUAAACUACAUUCGAUAACCACAGUCGAAGAAUACAAAUAGUUCAGAUGUUUCAAUUGACAAAUGACUACAGAAUAUAACAAUUAAUGUAAAUACCAAGUAGCUGCAUAUUUUAUUAACCAAAUGAAUUAUUUAAUAAACAAAAAAAUAUUGACCUAAAUUUGCAACAUAA
Messenger RNA from Athalia rosae (coleseed sawfly), 2151 nucleotides. Its product is annotated as ropporin-1-like protein. The transcript has 5 exons. The record is from RefSeq and is a predicted model, not a curated record. NCBI's taxonomy places the organism in Eukaryota, Metazoa, Arthropoda, Insecta, Hymenoptera, Athaliidae. Bases 1076 to 1984 code for a protein of 302 amino acids.